GUUGAGUUAAAAAUCAGUAAUAAUGGGCUUAACAAUCAUAUUUAUCUGUUGACAUUUAAUUUUCUGAGCUUUUCACUUCUUACGCUGCACACCUCUCUCUAUCUCCUCCAUUGAAGCGUACUCUGAGUUCUCCAUUGAAACACCUUCCGAAAGCAUUCUCUAUUACGUCGUUGCAUUUUUGGAGUUUUUUUGUACCUACGGGAAGGACUUGAGUCUGUGUAGUAUGCAACUCAUGGGUCUAUUUCGUUCGAAGAUAUUGGAUUAGUAGAAUUACAUUUGUCGUUGUGGAAAGAUAUAAGCUGCAUAAAGUGACUGAUGGGCUGCACUUGCACUUCCAUGGCGUUGCUUUUGGAUAAUUUGUCACUUUUUGGAUUUCAACCCAAAAUCGUUUCUCAACAUAGAAAUCUCAAGGCUCGGUUGGAAGCACAUGAAUUUGCUUUUACGAAUAAAGUUAGUUAUUUGCAGCGUGCAGUUGCAACUAAAGCAUUUGAGUUGAGACACGUUCUUCCUUCAUUAGGACCUGAGUUUUUGUUAGAUAGUGGCAAUUAUGGGAAUAAUGGCAAUAACAAUAAGAACAACAACGGCAAUGGAAAAAACAAUGAUAAGAAUGAUAACGAUGGUGAUAGUAACCAUGAGGAAAGUCAUGGUGGGAUUCUACGUACCUUUGCAUUGUUUUGGACCUAUCAGUUGACUUCUUUUCUCAGUGGCCACAUAUGGGACGAUAACCUCAAAAUGGGAGAGAGGAUAUUUUCUUCUCGGCAGUUUCUGCUAUGCUUGGUGUCAGUUUUAGGUUUCCUACGCCUGUUCCAUUUAGAUCCUGCAGGUGCCUUAGGGAGUAUUGAUAAGGAAGGGGCCAUAAAGGAAGAGGAGGUUGUAUGGGAGAUCAAAGGAAGUCAAAGAAAAAAACUAGUUCCUGAUUAUUCAAAAGACGAAUUUGUAACGGUUCCGUCAUCAUCUAUGAUGCCUUCAUCAACAUCCGGAAAGGGGAAUAUGGAUGAUGGAAUUCGAAAUCUUUCAGCGAGACUUCCUAGUUUAUGGUUUCUGUGCAAAGAUUUAGUAUUUCGUUUGAUGCUACCAGAAGGUUUUCCUGACAGCGUGACCAGCGAUUAUUUGGACUACUCUUUGUGGAGAGGGGUCCAGGGUAUUGCUAGUCAGAUCAGUGGGGUACUUGCCACACAGUCUUUGCUUCUUGCUGUUGGACUGGGAAAGGGGGCGAUUCCAACUGCUGCGGCAAUAAAUUGGGUGCUUAAGGAUGGAAUUGGAUAUCUUAGCAAGAUCAUGCUGUCAAAAUAUGGGCGACACUUUGAUGUUCAUCCAAAAGGGUGGAGGUUGUUUGCUGAUCUUUUGGAGAAUAGUGCUUUUGGGUUGGAGAUAUUAACACCUGCUUUUCCUCAUCUUUUCGUCUUCAUUGGUGCUGCUGCUGGAGCUGGACGAUCUGCUGCUACCUUGAUCCAGGCUGCCACAAGAAGCUGUUUCUAUGCAGGCUUUGCUGCAAAGAGAAAUUUUGCAGAGGUAAUUGCAAAGGGUGAAGCACAAGGAAUGGUGAGCAAGUCAAUUGGCAUCAUGCUAGGGAUAGCUUUAGCUAAUUGCAUAGGCUCCUCUACACCACUUGCCCUUGCUUGUUUUGGUAUAAUAACUUGCAUUCACAUGUACUGCAAUCUGAAGUCUUAUCAAUGCAUUCAGCUGAGGACUUUGAAUCCAUAUCGAGCAAGCUUAGUGUUCAGUGAAUAUUUGUUGAGUGGCCAGGUGCCUUCUGUGAAUGACGUCAAUGCUGAGGAACCUCUUUUUCCAGCAUUACCAAAUCUGAAUUUGGGGCCGGCUGAUAAACCAAAUUCUUCAAAUCUGUCAAUUGAAGCCAAGAGCGCCGCUGCAGAAAUUGAGAAGCGGCUCGAGCUAGGAUCCACAUUAAGUGAUGUAAUUCAGAGAAGAGAGGAUGUAGUUGCACUUCUUGAUCUCUAUAGAAAUGAAGGCUACAUCUUAGCCGAGCACAAGGGAAAGUUUUGUGUUAUACUCAAAGAAAGUGCUUCACCGCAAGACAUGCUAAGAUCUGUGUACCAGGUCAACUUCCUUUAUUGGCUUGAAACCAAUGCUGGAAUACCAUCGAAAAAUGCUUCUGACGACUGUAGACCUGGUGGGAAGUUACAGAUAUCUCUUGAUUAUGUGCAGAGGGAAUUUGACCAUGCAAAGCAUGAUAGUGAAUUAGCAGGUUGGGUCACUGAUGGUCUUAUUGCUAGGCCUUUGAUUCAUAGGAUUUGUCUCAACAGUAAUGUCUCUACUGGACCUAUAGCUGAUGCCAGCAUAAGUUCUUGACAGCUCUAACUGUGCAAUGAACCAAGAGAAUAAAGGGGGCCUAGCUGACAGAUACAGUAGUGAUUUCAUGAUUUGCAUUUUGAGCUAUCAAACGUUUGGCUACUAAACAUCUGUUUUGGCGUGCUUCUCUGAGUUCAGAAGCUUUUGCUGAUAAUGCCAAGUGUUAAAGAAGCUUGGCAUCCGAGUAGUAGCUUAGCCGUAUAAAACUGAGAAAAUGGUAGGCAGUGGCUGUUGAAAAUUUGUAUUGCGUAAUGUAAGUUUUGUAACCUCAUCUGCAAAUUUUCCAUUCUUUGCUGAUACGAAUUACUAGUACAUCCUUUAGUCUAGUUCUUC
This is a messenger RNA of Chenopodium quinoa (quinoa), 2643 nucleotides long. Its product is annotated as protein root UVB sensitive 1, chloroplastic-like. The record is from RefSeq and is a predicted model, not a curated record. Gene Ontology annotation, biological process: developmental process; response to UV-B. Gene Ontology annotation, cellular component: chloroplast envelope. NCBI's taxonomy places the organism in Eukaryota, Viridiplantae, Streptophyta, Magnoliopsida, Caryophyllales, Amaranthaceae. The transcript is spliced from 8 exons. Bases 316 to 2310 code for a protein of 664 amino acids.